GCUGCCAUUUCCCAUUUGUAGAUCCACGAGACAGGCAUAGGCACCGUCGCACAGAGCUGGGACUUUUUUUUAAGCACCACAGAGCUGGGACUUUGAGAGGGAGGACUCAGCGGGCUCCAAAGCCGACGAGGAUAAAGAGGAGCCCGGCUCCGCACGCGGGAGCGAGAGGAUCGCCGGCGCAGGAUGUGGUGCGCAUCGUGCUUGGCGUCCGCCUGCGCGGGCUGCACCUGCAACCUCUGCACGUCGGCGGCAUCGGCCGUGUCCCGCCGCUCCGCGCGCCUCGCUUACUGCGGCCUCUUCGCCGCCUCCCUUAUCCUCUCCUUCUUGCUCCGCCAGUUCGCCGCGCCGCUCCUCAAGCAUAUCCCAUGAUUCACUAAAUUUCUCCAUGUCCUGAAGGCUUAAGAUGCAGAAAAGUAAUGUGGAGUGUCCUUUUGCUCCACAAAAUGAAAUGCAUUCCUUCAGUUGAAUAUUUUACUGUUUCGUCGUUCCCAUAGAGUACUUGCAGACAGCAGAGGGUUUUUUCUGGACAACAACAGCAGAGGUUGCUACUAGUUGUUGUCGAAAGUUCUAAUAUUUGCAAUUUUGCAACCCACAAGUGUUGACUCUUUGCUAUUAUACCACCUCGGUCUAUGAUUUGUGAGUCCGUCUGUCUAUGAUUUGUGGGACCAAUGGCAAAGUGGUGAAGCCCAAUGAUGAUGAUGGCAAAAUUGCAAAUCCCUUAAAGUUCGGUGCUGUACAGAAAAGACAUCUGGGAUAAAUGCGUUUGAUCAAACACCACCAGAAGAAUGGUUUCAAAUGAAUGCUGUUCUUCGUGUAAGCCUGGGGAACUUCUUGUUCUUUGCAAUAUUUUCUCUCGUGAUGAUUGGUGUGAAAGACCAGAAUGACCGGCGAGAUGCCUGGCACCAUGGUGGCUGGAUUGCAAAGAUUGCUGUAUGGGCUGUUCUCAUUGUUCUUAUGUUCUGUGUGCCGAACAUUGUCAUUACUAUUUACGAGGUACUUUCGAAGUUUGGAUCUGGCUUCUUUCUUCUAGUACAGGUUGUGAUGCUUUUAGACUUCACAAAUAAUUGGAAUGACUCAUGGGUUGAGAAAGAAGAGCGGAAAUGGGAAAUAGCUUUGCUGGUAGUGACUGUGGUUUGCUAUCUUUCUACAUUGGCCUUCUCUGGUGUGCUCUUCAUGUGGUUUAAUCCAUCCGGUCAUGACUGUGGUCUCAAUGUGUUCUUUAUCGUCAUGACACUCAUCCUUGCUUUUGCGUUUGCAAUAGUUGCUUUACAUCCUCAGGUCCAUGGAAGCGUUAUGCCUGCUUCUGUCAUUUCUGUUUACUGCGCAUACCUGUGCUACACGAGUCUCUCGAGUGAACCGGAUGACUAUGAGUGCAAUGGGCUUCACAGGCAUUCUAAGCAGGUUUCAAUGAGUGCUCUUAUACUCGGGAUGCUCACUACGGUGCUCUCUGUUGUGUACUCAGCAGUCCGUGCUGGAUCCUCGACUACAUUCCUUUCACCGCCAUCAUCUCCUAGAUCUGGAGCCAAAAACCCGCUACUCGGUGACGAGGAGGACGGCAAAGGCGAUGGCAAAGAAAGCGAACCGCGACCCGUGAGCUACUCCUACACCUUCUUCCACCUCAUCUUCGCCCUUGCAAGCAUGUAUUCAGCCAUGCUCCUGACCGGCUGGACGAGCGCUGCAUCAGAGAGCUCCGAGCUGAUGGAUGUUGGAUGGACGACCGUCUGGGUGCGCAUCUGCACGGAAUGGGUCACCGCCGGGUUGUACAUCUGGACCCUCAUCGCCCCACUGCUCUUCCCAGACCGUGAUUUCUCCUAGGCACCCACGCACCCAUAGCCUAUGAGUUGUUUGGUGGUGUUAGUUGCGAUUGUGAAUAUGAAUAAGCCGAAGCUGGGAGCUGGUAGGGAUCUGGUAUUGUCUCUGUAUGCUAUCUGGCAUGCCUAAUGUGAUGGCACUGGUUAGUACCUGUUUGUAUGGCCUUGUAUAGAAUAUAUUUCGACCGAGUGUAGGUUGUGGACUUUAAAGUCAUAUAGCUAUACUUGACCUGAUGUCAAGUCGCGGUUGUGUGUAAUGACGACAAUUAUCAUGUGUAAGAAUACGUCUAUUGCUCGUAAUGUUGUAAUAACUACGACUGUAGCUUGUGUUUAGGGCA
Zea mays is the source of this 2149-nucleotide messenger RNA. RefSeq lists its product as uncharacterized. NCBI's taxonomy places the organism in Eukaryota, Viridiplantae, Streptophyta, Magnoliopsida, Poales, Poaceae. The coding region runs from base 796 to 1815 and encodes 339 amino acids. The record is from RefSeq and is a predicted model, not a curated record. The transcript has 7 exons. Gene Ontology annotation, cellular component: membrane.